AUGCCCGAGCCUUCGAGGUACGAAACCCUCAGUAUUGAGCAAAAGGGUGUGCUCAUAGCCAUUCUCGUGGUCUUGGUCUUCCUGGUGUGGGAGGUGGCUCUCUUCAUCAAUAACGAUCACCUAAAGAAUGCGGCUCGAGGUGACUCUCCCAUUCACACUAGAUUCCUCGCGGUUGGGGACUGGGGCCGGGAUGGCAAACACAACCAGUCCCUGGUGGCAUCAGCCAUGGCUCUCAAGGCAGCUACUUUUCAGCCAGACUUCAUCGUCUCCACUGGCGACAACUUUUACCAGAGCGGUUUAGUCUGGCCAGAGGACCCGCAGUUCAAUACCUCCUUCAUUGACAUUUACUCCCAGCCUGGCCUCCAGCUACCCUGGUAUGCGGUGCUGGGGAACCACGACUAUGGAGAGCUGAAGGACGACGCCAAGCCGGACGACCAGCCGCCGGUGUGCUCCAGCCUGGACAGCGAAUCAUGCUACUACUCGCCCCUGCAUCAGCUGAGCCAGCGGCUGGUCGCCAGGGACUGGCGAUGGCGGUGUGAGCGCGCUUUCCAGCUCCCCCUGGCCCCAGGCGCAUUGGAGCUCUUCUUCAUCGACACAAACCCCAUGAUGAGCUACUACCGGGACACGCCAUGGGCUGGACACAAGGGUAAGACGGGUGGGGGCAUCCUGGAUCAAUCCCUGGAAGCCCAGCUUGUGGAACUCGAGGCAGCCCUGUUCCGAUCCUCUGCACGCUGGAAGAUUGUGAUCGGGCAUCACCCCAUCUACUCCAAUCAAAGAGAUGUGGGAUACUACAAGGACACCAAACGGAUCAUUGAGCCCCUGCUGGAAAAGUAUGGAGUCCAGGCAUACAUUCACGGGCACGACCACAGCCUCUACCACAUCGUUCCCGCAAACUCAAGCUACCACCAGUACUGCUCCGGGGCUGGCAGUAAACUGAGUCAGGGCUUCUUGAGGGAUGGGGAUGCCCCCUUCCAAAGGUCGUUGAACGCCUCCCGCAAUGCUGCGGAGUGGGCCACCCAGAUCCGAGCAGAGGGCGUCGAGCUCCAAGUGUACCCAGAUGAGAUCUCCGAUCUUGCUGCGGUUCGAUAUGCUGUGGUGCUGAACCAACCCGAGGGCAUCCUCGCGCAGGCAUGGUUGGCGUGCCCCAACCUGGAGGCGGUCAGUGGGCUGGGUCACGGCGUGGAGUACAUCGCCCAGGAGGCCGACAGCCUCCCCGAUCACGUGCAGCUCUUCAGGAUCGUGGACACCAAGAUGGCAGAGCGCAUGGCCAACUGGUGUCUCUGGGCCAUCCUCAACUGCCAGCGCAAGUGCGACGCCUACUACCGCGCGCAGCUGGAGCGGCGCUGGGAGCACGGCAGGAUCGAGGAGUACGAGAGCGUGGACAACGCCGAUUUCCACGUCGGCAUCAUGGGGCUGGGCGUGCUGGGCGGCGCCCUGGCCGAGGCGCUGCUGCGCAACGGCUACCCCGUCAGCGCCUGGACGCGCUCGCGCCGCACCGAGCCCCGCUUCCCGUGCCACGCGGGGCGCGGGGAGCUGCCCGCCUUCCUCUCUUGCGUGAACGUCCUAGUCUGCCUCAUGCCCAUCACGGCAGAGACGGAGGGCAUGCUGAACGCCGACCUGCUGCGCCUGCUGCCGCGCGGGGCCUACCUCAUCAACGCCGGACGUGGGGCCAUCCAGGUGGAGGCAGACCUGGUAACCGCCCUGGAUGAGGGGCAGCUGGCGGGCGUGGUGCUGGACGUGUUUGAGCGGGAGCCGCUGGAGGAAGAGUCGCCGCUGUGGACGCACCCAGGCGUCCGCGUGUUCCCCCACGUCUCCUCCUUCACGCCCAGGGACGCCGGGGUCAAGCAGGUGCUGGAGAACUGGGCACUGGUCAAGGCCGGCAAGGAGGUGCCCCCGGAGCGGCACAUGCAGCGCCAGAGGGGGUAUUGA
Auxenochlorella protothecoides is the source of this 1929-nucleotide messenger RNA. Its product is annotated as Glyoxylate/hydroxypyruvate reductase A. NCBI's taxonomy places the organism in Eukaryota, Viridiplantae, Chlorophyta, Trebouxiophyceae, Chlorellales, Chlorellaceae. The transcript is spliced from 12 exons. The coding region runs from base 1 to 1929 and encodes 642 amino acids. The record is from RefSeq and is a predicted model, not a curated record. Gene Ontology annotation, molecular function: acid phosphatase activity; NAD binding; ferrous iron binding.